Molecule: messenger RNA, 1514 nt
Organism: Limulus polyphemus (Atlantic horseshoe crab)
Lineage: Eukaryota; Metazoa; Arthropoda; Merostomata; Xiphosura; Limulidae
Exons: 3
Coding region: 205-1383 (392 amino acids)
Source: RefSeq, a predicted model, not a curated record
CGGUAUUGUUACUCUCCUCCGAGACUGGUUCAAGAGAUUAUAAUUUUCAUUUCGAGCUUAGAAAAUAUUGGAAAGAGAGAAAUCUGGAGACAUCGCUUUGUUGGUCAUGUUGGUUGGGUGGUCAGUUAGAUAGUCAAUCAUUUCAAGUGAGUUGACGCCAAAAUACCUUAAAGAUAAACCACAAGUCCCAUCGAAACGACCAGGAUGGACAGGAGAAGCUUCGUAUUAAUACUUGCUGCCAUCAUAUUUCCAGUGUUGAGUGCUAAGGCUACCGAGGACCUUUACCCAGAUGAGGACCUAUCUGUUGCCGCUGCAGAGGUUGCUAAGACUACCGAGGAACUUUACCCAGAUGAGGACUUGUCUGUUGCCGCUGCAGAGGUUAUAGAAGUGCUGCCGACCGUAACUGUUCGCGGAUUUUUGAAUUUUAGGACUACAGUUGAUAACACUGUCAUUGUGUUCACGCCGGCCAAUUCUGGAACAAAGAACUCCCCUUCUCCAUCUCGUACCCUUCCCCCCUCAGCAUCCUCGACCAUAAAACCCGAUAAUGCAGAAAACUCGAAAAUUCAAGAUUUGGCUUACUCCGAUAGCCCACGGAUUUUAAAAGCAGACCACGAUCUCGAAAACGCAGUAAGAGAUUCUUAUGAUCCAAAACCUAUACAUAAUGUAUUUCGCUCCACUCCUGGGACUUCUAAGAAGCUGCACCUGGCUACAAGCACACAAGCAGCACCAACUGUUGCACAGCAACGCACUCCCGUUUUGCCACAAUAUCCCACAGGCCUGGUAACUGUGGUAACGGGAAAAAACGUGCACGAUGGAACAACAUUUCUUCAAGAAACAAGUGUAAUUGGGACUUAUAUUGAUGGUAAGUAUGCACAAAUCCUGAAGAGUUCUUCCAAAAUAGGUAUUCCUUUAACCAGCACUUCCAGCCCCUCGACCAGUACUCGAACUAAUAUAAAACCUUCUCCAUCAAAGGCGAUACAGUUUACGACUAGUAGUGCUACCUUGGUAAUUAACAACAAAGACAGACCAGUCCUCUCGAACUCGAAACAGGCAACAACAAUAGAAAUUCCACUAGAUCGCCAUGUUGAACAAAGGCAAAAUAUUGUUGACCGCAAGAAAGACGAAGGUAUUGUUAGCAACGCUGUCUUGCAAUCUUCUUUCAAGCCUGUGGAAACUGGCCAACAUUGGUCAAGCAACCCCACACAAUCGCUGGACGCUGAACGCACAAGCACCUCCAGAAGACUAAGAUUUCGUCCUCGUCCAACCACAUCUAAGUCUUCAAAUGAGGAAAAUACUUUACUAAAAUUACGAAGCUUGAGAAGACCAACAGAACGAUUUCGAUAUGUUCCUCGACAAAAAACUAACCCACGACGGUUCAACUGAAUCGGUUCAAAGUGAGGCUGAGGAAUCGUCCUGAUGAACACCAGAGAAAAGAUAACCUGGAAACAGAGACAGAAGAAAUCGAAGAGGAAGAUGUCGGUGUUAUUUCUGAACAUCCUUUGAUUUCAGUGGAC